UUGCGGUUCUCCGGCGCGUGACGGCUCCGCGCCUCUGCCCGGAAAGAGAGAUGCGCUGCUCUUUAAAUGGCCUUUGUUUAACCUCAUCUCCUUUUUUUUUUUGUGCCGUCCACAGAAAUCGCUCUCGAGGCCUGUCAACCAAAAAGCAAGGCCCUUUCCGUAACGGUAACGGAUGUAAAGCUACGUAGUUAGCCAAACCUGCCUGCUAGCUAACACACCCAGGCUACCUACGCUACGUCCUGGGCGGAGGACAGUCACAGGGACCACGGUAAAAGCCGCAUUGGGGGGGAAAUGCCGAGUAAUAAGAUGGAGAAACCCGAAAAGACCGAGGUCAAUGACAACGUCAAAGUGGUGGUGCGAUGCAGGCCGAUGAAUCAGAAGGAAAAAAUGAUGGGCCACAAGCAGGCUGUCACCGUGGAUGAAAUCCGGGGCACCAUAACUGUGAACAAGCUGGAAACGCCCAACGAACCCCCCAAAACAUUCACCUUUGACACCGUUUUUGGGCCAGACAGCAAACAGCUGGAUGUGUACAAUCUGACGGCUAGACCCAUCAUUGAAUCUGUUCUCUUGGGAUAUAAUGGGACAAUAUUUGCCUAUGGACAAACAGGAACAGGAAAAACCUACACAAUGGAAGGUAUCAGGACGGUACCUGAACUAAGAGGAAUUAUUCCAAACUCCUUCGCUCACAUCUUUGGCCACAUUGCUAAAGCAGAAGGUGACACCAGGUUCUUGGUUCGUGUUUCCUAUUUGGAAAUCUACAAUGAAGAAGUUAGGGACUUGCUGGGCAAGGACCAGUUACAGAGGCUGGAGGUGAAAGAGAGACCUGAUGUGGGAGUGUACAUAAAGGACCUGUCGGGUUACGUGGUUAAUAAUGCAGAUGACAUGGAUCGUAUAAUGACACUGGGGCACAAAAAUCGGUCAGUUGGAGCCACGAAUAUGAAUGAGCACAGUUCUCGCUCCCACGCCAUUUUCACGAUUACUAUUGAGUGCAGUGAGAAGGGCGUUGACGGGAACCAGCAUGUCCGCAUGGGCAAGCUACACCUUGUAGACCUAGCAGGGUCAGAGAGGCAAGGAAAGACCGGAGCUACAGGUCAACGUUUGAAGGAAGCCACAAAGAUCAACCUGUCUCUUUCCACCCUGGGCAAUGUGAUAUCGGCACUGGUGGAUGGCAAGAGCACACAUGUGCCGUACAGGAACUCUAAACUUACUCGACUGCUCCAGGACUCUCUGGGAGGAAACUCUAAAACAAUGAUGUGUGCAAACAUUGGACCAGCUGACUACAACUACGAUGAGACCAUCAGCACUUUGCGCUAUGCCAACCGAGCCAAAAACAUCAAGAACAAAGCCAGAAUUAAUGAAGACCCCAAAGAUGCACUCUUACGUCAGUUUCAGAAAGAAAUUGAAGAGCUCAGGAAGAAGCUGGAAGAAGGGGAAGAGAUCUCAGGUUCAGAAGGCAGCGGUUCUGAUGAGGUGGAUGAGGACGAAGUGGACGGCGGAGAGGGAGGAGAGAAGCACAGAAAACGCAGAGGCAGCAACAGCAGCUGUAGCUCAGACUCCACCUGUUCUGUUAUUCAGAGAUCUUUGGGGAAAUCUCAGACUAGUGAGGCAGGUAAGAAGAAGGUGUCACCUGAUAAAAUGGUGGAAAUGCAGGCAAAAAUUGAAGAAGAGAGAAAGGCUUUGGAGGCCAAGUUGGACAUGGAGGAAGAAGAGAGGAACAAAGCUCGUGCAGAACUGGAGAAAAGGGAGAAAGAUCUGUUAAAAGCCCAGCAGGAACACCAGAUGUUACUGGAGAAGCUGUCUGCUUUGGAGAAGAAAGUGAUUGUGGGAGGUGUGGACCUCUUGGCAAAGGCUGAGGAGCAGGAAAGGCUGCUGGAGGAGUCCAACAAAGAGCUGGAGGAGCGCCGAAAACGAGCUGAGCAACUGCGCAGAGAGCUGGAGGAGAAGGAACAAGAACGUCUAGAUAUUGAGGAGAAGUACACCAGUUUGCAAGAAGAAGCUCAGGGAAAGACCAAGAAGCUGAAGAAAGUGUGGACCAUGUUGAUGGCAGCUAAAUCUGAGAUGGCGGACCUGCAGCAGGAGCAUCACCGGGAGAUAGAGGGGCUCCUGGAGAACAUUCGGCAGCUGAGCCGUGAACUGCGCCUGCAAAUGCUCAUCAUUGACAACUUCAUCCCACAAGAGUACCAAGAUAUGAUAGAGAAUUAUGUGCACUGGAAUGAGGACAUUGGUGAAUGGCAGCUGAAAUGUGUCGCGUACACUGGGAAUAACAUGAGGAAGCAAACCCCCGUUCCUGACAAGAAAGAAAAAGAUCCAUUCGAAGUGGACCUUUCCCAUGUGUACCUGGUCUAUACAGAGGAAAGCAUGAGGCAGUCCUUGAUGAAGCUGGAAAGGCCCAGGACCUCAAAGAGUGGAAGGUCGAAGCUUAAAUCUGGGAGGAGGAAACGGUCUUCCAGACCAGAGACUGCCAUAGAGUCCCUGCUGCAGUGAGUCGCCAACACUACUGAGAAUGCCUGUGCGCUACUGAAGUUUUUUUUUUUUUUUUUUUAAUAUAUUAAACGUGCACCUUGUAGAAUGUUAUGAUACUACAAUAGACUGCAAAAAUGGAAGUGAUCAGUGUUGAAAAUAUGCUUAAGUCUUAAAUUAUUGGUUUACGUGGAAGUGAACAAUAUGGAGGGCAUUUGUCACAAAAUAUUACGGCAUUAAACUACACAACAGUAAUUUAGGAAAUAUAAUUAUGAAAGACUGUAGGGUAAAUAUUAAUUUUAGUCUACUGUAAUGGGGAGGUAGGUAACAUAGUGGAUGGAGUCAUCCCUUGCAAUCCAGACCAGGACUUUACCCACCUCCUGCGGUAGUACCCUUGACCAAGGUACUUACCCUGAAUUGCUCCAGUUAAGACUACCCUGCUGAGUAA
Molecule: messenger RNA, 2908 nt
Organism: Scleropages formosus (Asian bonytongue)
Lineage: Eukaryota; Metazoa; Chordata; Actinopteri; Osteoglossiformes; Osteoglossidae
Gene: kif3a
Product: kinesin family member 3A
Exons: 19
Coding region: 292-2484 (730 amino acids)
Biological process (GO): microtubule-based movement; mitotic cell cycle
Cellular component (GO): microtubule
Molecular function (GO): microtubule motor activity; microtubule binding; ATP binding
Source: RefSeq, a predicted model, not a curated record